AUGGGCACCGAGGGGAAAGCCGGGAGGAAACUGUUGUUUCUCUUCACUUCCAUGGUCCUUGGCUCUUUGGUACAAGGCAGCGGUUCAGUGUACAGUUCUAACACAGACGUGCAAGUUGCUGAGAAUAACCCCAUCACGUUGUCCUGUACCUACUCUGGCUUCUCCAAUCCCAGAGUGGAGUGGAAGUUCGUCCAAGGUGGCACUACCACGCUUGUUUGCUAUAACAGCCAGAUCACAGCUUCCUAUGCAGACCGAGUUACCUUCUCGUCCAGUGGCAUCACAUUCAAAUCUGUGACCCGGAAAGACACCGGAGAGUAUACUUGUAUGGUCUCUGAGGACGGUGGCCAGAACUAUGGGGAGGUCAGCAUCCAACUCACCGUGCUUGUGCCUCCAUCCAAGCCGACGGUCAAUAUCCCCUCCUCUCUCACCAUUGGGAACAGGGCAGUGCUGACCUGUUCAGAACAAGAUGGCUCCCCGCCUUCUGAGUAUUCCUGGUACAGGGAUGGGAUUGAUAUGCUUACGGAUGCCAAGAAAACCCGUGCCUUCGUCAAUUCUUCGUACACGGUUAAUCCAAAGACAGGGGACCUGAUCUUUGAUCCUGUGACAGCCUUUGACAGCGGCGAAUACUACUGUCAAGCCCAGAAUGGGUUUGGGACAGCCACGAGGUCAGAGGCUGUACGCAUGGAUGCUGUGGAGCUGAAUGUGGGGGGCAUCGUGGCAGCUGUCCUGGUAACACUGAUUCUCCUUGGAUUCUUGAUUUUUGGCAUCUGGUUCGCCUAUAGCCGAGGAUACUUUGAAAGAGCAAAGAAAGGGACUGCUCCAGGUAAAAAGGUGAUUUACAGCCAGCCAAGUGCUCGAAGUGAGGGGGAAUUCAAACAGACCUCAUCAUUCCUGGUGUGA
This is a messenger RNA of Cricetulus griseus (Chinese hamster), 900 nucleotides long. The record is from RefSeq and is a predicted model, not a curated record. Lineage: Eukaryota; Metazoa; Chordata; Mammalia; Rodentia; Cricetidae.